CACGUUUUGCCCAUGCAGUGCUUUUGAAAUACAAAUUAAAGCGAUCUUAGACCAGUGCGGUCCGAAUGGUUGGAAUUAAUGCUUACCUGUUGGACGAACACGCAUUAGGAGUAUUUCUGCAGAAUUUCCAUAGGCGAAUAGGAAGGAAAGAAUAUAUAGUAAGAAGUGACGGUUAGAGAAUCAAGAACCAAUACCAUAUUUAAAUAAACGCACGACAAUAAACCAUGACAAAGGACAUAAUUUGUCUUUAUACGGUAUUCUUGGUCGCAUUCGCCGAGCCAUCUUUUGAAGUCGAAAGUGUGGAUAAUCCAAAAAUGGAUCACCAAAACGUCUUGAAAAAUAGCUCUCUACCUGAAUGUAUAUUCAAUGUAACCAACGCGAAUAUAAAGUACUUCAAGUCAAAGUUAGAAGUGUACGAAUCUGAGUUCAUAAGAUUUCGGAUCAGCAUGAAGAAUUCAACAGUCAUGAACAGAACUUUACCUGGCGUAUUUCAGCCUGACCUAUGGGUGUGGACAUAUCGUUCUCCGUAUGGAAACUAUUCCUACCUAAGCUGGAACAUAGCGUUUGGAGCUCUGAGCUUUUCCAUUCUGGAAACUAAACUGUACGCAAUACGUUACAUUGAUCUAGUGACAACUCAAAGCAAAUGUUCGGUCACAUUCGGGAGUACAGAAACAACAAGCAGUAUUUCACAUUCUCUAAUGGAGAUGGUUCACGUUUUUGAAAAUGAUGUUCCAAAGUACCAACGUAAUUACAUGUGCUACCUUUCAGAAGUUCCCGGUAUCAGAAGUUCUUUCACCUACAAAGCCGGGCUUUACUUCAGUUUUCCGGUCACAUUCAUCAACUACAAAUGCUGCACAUAUGCAUAUUCAUUUGUUAAAGUGCGGUUUCGUGAAUUAGAAUGCAACACGUUUUUUGAAAAGUGGCAUCUUCUAACGCAUGGUCCAUAUAUUCUUGGAGUAAUUUUGCUGUUGUAUUUUCCUAUUUUUCUGUUUGCGAUUCUUGCAUGCAUUUCUAAAGGCGUUCAAAAAAUUCCGAGGGAUGUCGAAAUGGAGCCGCUUCUAUCAAUAGACACAUACGAGCAAGAUAUAUGGGUUUACCAUGAUGGAAACUCGCCUGUAACAGUCCUAAACGUUUUAUUACAGCCACUUAAUUGCUUAAGGCGUAAACAUCCAAUCUUAGUUUCACGUCUCAAUCGUUUCUUUUGCGUAUGCCUUUCACCUAUGCUUAUCUAUUUGCAAUUGUAUAUGUUCAAAGAUGGGUAUGUUAAUUCAUAUAAUGAACCCUUUACGAGAAUUUCCGUCAAAGAUCUGGUCAAGUUUGGUCAACCUGUUGGGUUUCUUGCUCUAUAUGGCGAUAUGUCAGACAUGAAUAAAACAUUUGUCCCAAUUCUUGGUGGUCCAUUUGUUGUCAGUAUACUGUACUUUUCACUAGCCCUGAUUUUGAUAGUUUGUCCUAAAAGUUUAAAGACGAUCGUAAAUAAUGGUUUGCCGCGACAAAGCGAUGUUUCACCCUUGUUUCACGGCCUUGAUGACAUACCGAGGUCAGAAGCGUAUUAUCGUGCCCAGGACCAAGUGUAUGAAAGAGCAUCAGAAAUUUGCAAGCAAAGAGUUUACUUACUUUUUUCUGCUGAUCAAUGGAGGAAGGUAUACAGCAUCGAAAGAAAGAGAUUUAAGAGCCACCCCAUUUGCCAAGGUUUGAUGAGAACGAUAAUGGAGACACUGACGUUCCCAUUUAAAGCAAUUUUAUGUGCGUUUGAGGUAUUCAUCUAUAUUCUAUUAUUUCUGUUUCCGGUAGUUACUUUCAGCUUAAUAAUUCUCAAAGGUGCAGUUGUUUCAAAAAUAGAUACUAGAAAUUCAUUCAAAAGACGUGGCAGUAUAGUCAGCAACUUUGUAGUUCGGUUUUUCAUUACCGUCUUAGUUUUAGGGGCCGUCUUUGUAUUUGGUUAUUGCGUCUGUCUAGUGUUUCUUGAAAGUUUCACCUACCUGGCCCAGAUGGCCAUAUACUGUUUUGUGGCACUCAUUAAGUUUCCUACCAUAACAUUCGGCUAUCUGUUUUUCUUUGUGACUCUUGUGUACUACUUGGUACAUUUAUUAAAUGCUUUUGCAGACGAUUAUUCGCGACUGUUAGAGAUAAUUUUGAACAAAUGUAUUGAUCUAGAGAGAAAUGAAACUAUCCGUGUUCUCAAAGAUGAAACAAUAAUUAUUAAAGUAAAUGGAAAAGUAAUGGUUCCUUUAGAAACACAAAUCAAAAUCCAAUCACGAGUUCACAAUGUACAAAUGGUGAAGCACAAAGGUUUUGCCCCCGGAAUUCCACGGGAGCUGUUUAACAAAGUUGUUAAGAAAAAACGGCCAGUAAAAGUGCAGAUGGUGAACUUAUUUUUCCACUUUAUAAUCAUUAUGACUCUUAUUAUAGUUACAUUUAAUUUAGUAUCUAAGUUCAACUCGGGAAUUACCACAACUGAAUCCGAAGUAUUGAACAUUGUAAUUACUGCGAUUGUUGGAUUCAUACCAACACUGGUGGAACUAUUUCUAAAAGGAGUGAAUGCCGCCAGGAGACUGGAGAUCGAGAAAAGGGAGAUCGGAAAAAUUGUUGAAAAGUUUUUUGAAAAUAGGGCCUGAACCUUAAGAUUUUAAUGAUUCUUGACGAUAUAUAUCCCAACUAUGUAUCAGUAGUUCAGUGUUAAAAUUGCCAUGCGUAAAUGCUUCUAUGCUUUCUCUAAAGUAAGGUUACUAUUUAUCAACGUGUUUUAGUACUACAGUGUUGUCUUAAAGAAUAUUAAUUUGACUUG
Molecule: messenger RNA, 2788 nt
Organism: Mya arenaria
Lineage: Eukaryota; Metazoa; Mollusca; Bivalvia; Myida; Myidae
Exons: 2
Coding region: 225-2618 (797 amino acids)
Source: RefSeq, a predicted model, not a curated record